This is a messenger RNA of Plodia interpunctella (Indianmeal moth), 2100 nucleotides long. Its product is annotated as fatty acid-binding protein, heart-like. Bases 616 to 1029 code for a protein of 137 amino acids. Gene Ontology annotation, cellular component: cytosol; nucleus. Lineage: Eukaryota; Metazoa; Arthropoda; Insecta; Lepidoptera; Pyralidae. The record is from RefSeq and is a predicted model, not a curated record. Gene Ontology annotation, molecular function: fatty acid binding. The transcript has 4 exons. Gene Ontology annotation, biological process: fatty acid transport.
UAGUUUAUUAAAUUCUGUAGUUAAGUACAAACUACUGAAAUAUUUAAUGUAGGUAUGUUCUUCAAACAAAAAGUUUAAAUAGAUUACAAUUGACACACAUGCUUUUGUUGUGUUGUUGUUCGUGUUUAUUUAUUUUGUUCAUAAGGCCGACAGUUCACAACCGAAAUAUGGAUAAUAAAGAACAUACUUAAUUUAAUAUUAUAAUACGUUUGGUAGUAUAAUAAAACAUUAAUUUAUAAAAAAAAUAUUAAUCCGAGAUUAUAGCUACAUAUCAAAACUAUAUGUCGCUCACCAAGAAACUAACUCGAUUUUUCGUGUAAAGCCUCAUUUUGUGAUUCACAAUAUUAUCGACUUUUUAAAUCUAAUAUAUCCAUCCGAUAUUAUUAUCUAAAGUGGAACGUGAGAAUUUUAAAUUUUCGACACAGGUACGAUCUUUGUGUUACUUAUUUCGAGAUUAUCACAUAGGCGACGUUAUAAUCAUAACACUACGAGUUAGCGAUCCAUUCAUGCGCAUUUAUCAGUGAUAACAAUUACUUUAUCACGUGAGGACGUUAUAGUGAAAUACAGUUAUAUAUAGUGUAAUACUGUAAUAAAACAUUGCCGUCGGGAGGGAUAAUGGAAGAGUUUUUCGGAAAGAAGUAUGUACUGACAAAACAUGAGAAUUUUGAAGAUUACCUUUCACAUAUUGGUGUCGGAUACAUCGGUCGCAAACUAGCCCUUACUCUCAAACUAGUGCAGUCUCUAUCGCGCAAUGAAGAUGGAACUUAUCUAUUCAAUAUUCACACGACUAUUUUCAAUUGGGACAUCGUGUUCACGCCCGGAGUGGAAUAUGACGAGAAGAAACCAGACGGCACUGUUAUACGAGCGAUCAUGACGUUAGAAGGCAACGUGUUGACGCACAUACAGAAACACGCGGCAGGAAGGCACGCCACACACGUCAUAGAAUUCUUCCCGGAUAAAAAUAUUAUAAAAACCACCGCACAGGGUUUUGACAAAACAUGCACACGAUAUUACAAAUUGGUGGAGUAAAAAGGCCUACUACGUGUGGGAAUUUGUGUUAUGUAAAUAAUAAUUAUUGAUAGGAAAGAAAACAGAUAAAUAAAUAGCAUUUAUAUAUUUUCAAGCAAACCAGAAAAAAAGGGAUAUUCAUAUUAAUUUAUAUUUUAAUAUAGAAAAUAAACUUAUCUCAUACCUAAAAGCAGUGUUUUUCAUUUAGUAAUUUAUGUAUGUUUUCAUUUGUACUUCAACCGAUUGAGCUGAAUUUUUGUACACACGUUUAGUUUGGAUGACAAUGCAUUUAUUAUGAUAAACAUGACCUGAUGGUGUACCCAGGAACGUCUCCACACGUGGGAUCUUCUCAACGGUUUACUAACUGCAAGGACAUGAUUUUUUUUCACACAUUGAAUGCAAUAAGAUCUCUCUGAUAACAAUAAAAGCUUGUGUUAAAAUGCCAUUAUUGUAAAAAAAACUUUUUUGCUUUUGAAAUAUAAAACAGAAUGGUCAAGAUUGAUUGAUACACAUCCCCUGUUACGAGCCAAGAGUCACCUCCUUCUUGUUGCUAUUACAUUUUAGCAAACAGUUAAAUUUUAAAAAGUGUGAUAUCUGUCGAUGUGAUAAAUAAAAAAAUAAAGAAUAUACAUAUCCUGGUUAUUUUUAUUGUGCUGCGACAAUGACGUAGUGCCAAUAUCAAAACGAAAGUUCUUCGUUUCGUACCUAUCACGUUUAUAUUCUCUAAAACUACCAGUUAGAUUUGAUUUUUUAAAAAUCUGACAGCUCAAUCAUAGAUUGAAGAAGUUUAUUGUCCGCCUUUUGUUUAAUUUAAAGACGGGGGUGAAGAGAAAUGCAAGGUAACCCACCUGCGCACGAGCGUUAAAAACGCUCCUGACGUUACGUGACGUUGGCAUUUUUAAAUUACCGAUUCGACAUAAGUGACAUUUGACAUUCAACCUACUUAAAGAGUAAUAAAAAUUUGUUACAUUAAAAAGCGAUCAUGUUGAACUGAUUUAUUGCACUCAUAUAUUCUACUCAAGUGCUUUUUAAACGCACAUUGAAAUUGAAAAGCAAGACAAGACUUCUAGCUUUAACGCAACUCGUGUGAGU